AUGGCUCCCACAAGCCCACCACCACCAACCUGGGCAACCCUCGGCCGCGCAACCGUGCUCACCCUCACACCCCACCUCCUCCCCCGAGACCACUCAGUCAUCUCCAAACGCGCCCUCGCCGUAACCGACGCCCAAAAAGUCACCCUCGGCGUCAUCGCCGCCUACGUAGUCGGCAUCGCCAUCCUCUGGAACGUGCCCUACAUCCGGUGGAUCCUCUGGCCCUUCAAGAUGCUCGUCAUCGCCUUUCACGAGUUCGGGCACGCAAUCACUUGUGUGCUCACCGGCGGGAAGGUCAAGUCCAUAUCCCUUGACCCCAGAGAGGGGGGGGUGACGCACAUGCAGGGUGGGAGGUCAGGAUUAACUCUACCGGCCGGGUACCUCGGGAGUUCGCUCAUCGGGGCGUUGCUCACGUUUGCGGGUUUUAACAUCAAUGCGAGCAAGGUUGCGAGCAUUGUUAUCGGGGUGGCGUUUUUGAUGACGGUUUGGUGGGGGAGGAGGGAUUGGCUCACGGUCGGGACGGUGGCGGCGGCGGUUGGGUUGUUGGUGGGGUGUUGGUUUAUCAGGGGGGCGGAGGCGUUGAGGUUUGUGGUGUUGUUUAUUGGGGUUAUGAGCAGUUUGUAUAGUGUUUGGGAUAUUUGCGAUGAUUUGAUCCUGAGAAAGGUUAAUAGUUCGGACGCGAGUGUGUUUGCAAAGAGGUAUGGGGGGUCGAGUCAGUGUUGGGGGGUUAUCUGGUCGGUGAUUUCGCUGUGUUUUAUGGCGGCGGGCAUUGUGGCGGGCAUUGCGGCUUUUCCGCAGAGUGCGGAGCAGCAGAGGGAGGAUGCGCAGAAGUUUAUUCCGACGAGGUUUUGAAGGGGUGGGAGUUCUUGAUUUGGGGGUGAGGAAGUUGGGACAACAGAACAGGGUAAUGGCAGAGUUGGGGUGUACGAUGGUUACUUGGUCAAUCAGGUGGAUAGGGAUAUGUAUGAGCUAAUGAUACCCACGGUUUUCUUUCCUUCAACAGCUCCACUGGCUAUGUUGUGGGAACUGAGCUGGUGACAUCUUGGGUUUGAUGGGUGUGAAAACAACAGCUGGAAAUCGGCAGAAGAACAAUCUGGAUCAAGGGUUGCAUCCCCAUCCGAUCGACAAGCCAUCAACCCCUGAGGGCGACCAGAACAAGACUCGUUGCCAACGCCGGUAGUCCCUCGUCAACCACCAACUUCUCCCCUUCCACCUUCCACCCCUUCACCUCCCCCCACAAAACCCCCUCCACCGUCGUCACAUUCGUCCCCCCCAAAUCCACCUCCACCCUCCCUUCCAAAUCCGCAUACCCCCCAUUCACCACCCCAACCAACCCCUUCUUCUUGUCUCCAUCAACCCACACCGCCGCGUCGACGACCUCAACCCUCUCAUUCCCCCUCACCCUCGUUCCCACCCCCCUCGGCCCCUCGACUUGAUCACCCCCGACAAGAAACCCCCUCACCAUCCCCCCCGUCACAACCUUGGCCAACUGCCCAUGCGCCUCCGCAAGGACAGUGCUCGUCGGCCAAAGCCAGCUUAUGAUCCCCUUGGCACCAUGGUUAAAAGCCAAAACAUUCAUCGCGUGCUCCUCCCCCACGGUGGGGUCCCUCAGCCAGUAAUCCUGCCCGUGGAAACUUUGGGGGUUGUGGAAUUUUGUCUUGGGCCAGAGGCCGAGCCAGCGUUCGUGCUGGCCCAAAGUGUCGAGGCGGGAGGGGACGUCCUGGACGAUGCCGAGGCAGUUGUCGCAGCCGCAGUCGCCGUGGGUGAGGUUGCAGGCGGUGUUCCAUUUGGAGAAGGUGGCGUUUAUGCCGAUGGGGUAGACGUCUGACAUGAGGAUGUCGGCGCCGGAGCUGUACUGGGCGAAGUGGUAGUUUUGGCAGUUUAGGGUGAUGACGCUGGGGUGGUACGGGUCCAGCUCCCGGAUCCUGGAUCGGGCGGCGACGGGGAGGUGGAAGGGGUCUUGCCAGCCGUCCGGU
This is a messenger RNA of Podospora pseudocomata, 1973 nucleotides long. RefSeq lists its product as uncharacterized. Bases 1 to 849 code for a protein of 282 amino acids. The transcript is spliced from 2 exons. The record is from RefSeq and is a predicted model, not a curated record. NCBI's taxonomy places the organism in Eukaryota, Fungi, Ascomycota, Sordariomycetes, Sordariales, Podosporaceae.